UACAAAUUGUAUCCAUCCUCUUCCUUGCCAUUAUAAAGUACAAACUUCUUGCGUAGCUCCUCUCAAAAAGUAGAGAAGCUUACAUCACUCUCUCUCUCUCUUUUUGCGAAGCUCAGGUUUUCACGCUCAUUACUCCAAUUCUUCCUUCACAUGGAAUCAUUGAACUUUCUCAAAUUCUGGCGUACUACUGCCGCUGUUAGAGAUAUUGACUCUGAUUUUGAUUCUGUUCAAAAAUUCACCGGUACGGUGGAUUAUAAAGGAAAUACGGUAUCAACCGAGAGUACUCAUGAAGAAAUUGACAAGGAUGAGGAUUCGUUUUUCGAUUUGGUACUUACAGGGAUUAAUGGAUACCCAAAAGAUAAUAAUAUCCCAUCCAACUCUGUUUCGGAAAAGAGUUGUCCGGUAAAGCAGGGGAAGGGAAAGUCGGACUCGCCGGAGUCUCCGAAUUCGGUACUCCGAUCAUCUCCCAAGUUCGCCGUAUGUUUUUUGGGGUUCAGGAAAUCAAAGCCGGAGAGAGUGAUCAUUGACGAUUCUUCUACGGUGAGUCCGAAGAAUCAAACCCAGAAAUGCAAGGUGGAAGAAAGGGAAUCUUCAAUUAACGAUUCGUCGAAGCAAUUUACAAGAGCUGAUAUGGGUAAGUAUUUGAAUUUGAUGAAGCCUCUCUACUCAAGAGCUUCGAAAAGGUUCACCGACAAAAAUCAAUUAUCAUCAUCUUCUUCUUCAGUGCAAUCGUUGAGCUCACCAAGAAUUUCAUCAGAAGAGAAAAACGGAAACAGAGUCGCUGUACUCGAGGCCGUCCGUAAACGUCUAGGAAAAAGCCGGUCGACAGCUUCUUCCUUCGCCGGAGCUUCAAUCCCGCCGAUGAAUCGCCGAGACGAUUCACUGCUGGAGCAAAAUGACGGUAUCCAAAGUGCUAUUCUACAUUGCAAGAGAUCAUACAGCUCAGCCCGAAAAGACGGUUCAGUGUUAUUAUCAAAAAAAUCAAAUGAAGAUGCUUCUUGUGAAGAGCAGAAUCGGUGGAGUAUUUGAAUAUAAUUUAGAUAGAAAAUUCCUAUUGUUGACACUUUUUUUUCUCACUGUUUAGAUAAAAGUUGAAUAGUAGUAAUAUGAUUUUCGAUGUAAAGUGACGUUGUAACAAGAGAGAGUUGUUAUUUUUGAAAAAAAGAUCCUUUUAGUUGUGA
Molecule: messenger RNA, 1181 nt
Organism: Solanum lycopersicum (tomato)
Lineage: Eukaryota; Viridiplantae; Streptophyta; Magnoliopsida; Solanales; Solanaceae
Product: membrane-associated kinase regulator 5-like
Cellular component (GO): plasma membrane
Source: RefSeq, a predicted model, not a curated record